Mesocricetus auratus (golden hamster) is the source of this 1491-nucleotide messenger RNA. RefSeq names its product cold inducible RNA binding protein (gene Cirbp). The record is from RefSeq and is a predicted model, not a curated record. Gene Ontology annotation, molecular function: RNA binding. Gene Ontology annotation, biological process: positive regulation of mRNA splicing, via spliceosome. The transcript is spliced from 6 exons. The coding region runs from base 147 to 701 and encodes 184 amino acids. Gene Ontology annotation, cellular component: spliceosomal complex. Lineage: Eukaryota; Metazoa; Chordata; Mammalia; Rodentia; Cricetidae.
GGCGGAACUAGGGGCGUGGCCGAAGGGGUGGGGUAUAUCAGGCGGGCCUCGGCGUCGGCCCCUCGCACUCGCGCGUUAGGAGGCUUGGGUGUGUGUGGCGCUGUCUUCCCGCCCGCGUCAGGGACCUGCCCGACUCAGCGGCUGCCAUGGCAUCAGAUGAAGGCAAGCUUUUCGUGGGAGGGCUGAGCUUCGACACCAAUGAGCAGGCGCUGGAGCAGGUCUUCUCCAAGUACGGGCAGAUCUCUGAAGUGGUGGUGGUGAAGGACAGGGAGACCCAGCGAUCCCGAGGCUUUGGGUUUGUCACCUUUGAGAACAUCGAUGACGCUAAAGAUGCCAUGAUGGCUAUGAAUGGGAAGUCUGUGGACGGACGGCAGAUCCGAGUUGACCAGGCCGGCAAGUCCUCUGACAACCGGGCCCGAGGAUAUCGGGGUGGCUCCGCUGGAGGCCGAGGCUUCUUCCGUGGGGGCCGCAGUCGGGGCCGUGGGUUCUCCAGAGGUGGAGGAGACCGAGGCUAUGGAGGUGGCCGCUUUGAGUCCCGGAGUGGGGGUUACGGAGGCUCCAGAGACUACUAUGCCAGCCGGAGUCAGGGUGGCAGCUAUGGUUACCGGAGCUCGGGCGGGUCCUACAGAGACAGCUACGACAGUUACGGUAAGUCUGGCUCCAUGGAGGCCACUCAGGUGGCCUGCAGUUGGGCUUGGUGAACCCUGGUGCCCUUGAGAGCAAGUUAGGUCACUCAGCCUGGGGUGCAGCUCCCAGAACGGCCGCACAGGACAGUGGCAGGUGCAUGGGACCCUGUGCCACCUCCGGUGCGGGCGGAGCCCUAGCUAAGUGACUUUACACUGUGCCGCUUCUGUCCUCAGCUACACACAACGAGUAAAAGCUCUGCGUCCAGAUCGUCCUUCCAUGCUGUAAUUAAGAUGGGGGAGCUUCGCUGAACGUUGUGUAGUGAGCACCUUGUCCCCUUUUGUAGUCCUCUCGUUGUGACAUCAGCAGCCCGCCUCUGACCAGAUGGCCUCGUGACCACACUUUUCUUUUUAAGCGUUAUAAAAAACGUUUUGGAAAGCACUUGAGAUUUUACUUUUUUUACCAUGAGCCAUGGGGUUUCUGUUUUUUUCUAAAUUGUCGGGGUUGUGUGGGUUUUUGGUUACUUGUUUUUGGUUUUUCGGGUUUUUCGGUUGUGUUGUUGUUUUCCUUUUUGUGUGGUCGCCAUGAAGCCUGGCGCCCCCUACUUCCUGAGAUGAAAAGGACUCAAUUUGAGCAAGCCAUGGCUCCCCAGCUCCGCUGCAGAGCGCAGCAGGUCCCGCCCAUCGGGCACAGGUCAUGGCCCGAGGGACGUGUGGCUGUCCAGGAGGCUGUGGAAGUGUUUAUUUAUAUUGUCCUUUUUUACCGAAGACAUGCAUACUCCAUCGAUGUUGUAUUCAGUGGCUGAGGAAUUCUUGUACGAAGUUUCUUUGGCUUCACGAAGCCGAUUAAAAGACCGUGUGAAACGAA